CUCCAAAAUCAGAAAAUGACUUCUUCAAUACUAACCUCAAGCCUAAAGCUUUUAGCUAUGACGAAUUCUUCCUCUUCGACCCUUUUCUGUAUUCCUUCCAUCUUCAACAUCUCUUCCUCCAAAUCUCACCGUUCCAAUUUUUCCCUCCCUUCACGAACCAUUAAUCUCCCACUCUCUCUCAAAUCCAAAACUCUCCGUAACUCAUCUCCUAUUGUUACCUUCGUUUCCCAAACUUCUGAUUGGCCUGAGGAAGAAGAAGGUGAGGAUGGAAGCAUCGGAGGUACUUCCGUCACUGUAGAUGAGAGUUUCGAGUCUGAAGACGGUGGUGACUUCCCAGAGCCACCUGAAGAGGCUAAAUUGUUCGUCGGAAACUUGCCGUACGAUGUUGAUAGUGAAGCUUUGGCUAUGCUCUUUGAGCAAGCUGGUACUGUUGAGAUUUCAGAGGUUAUAUACAAUAGGGACACUGAUCAAAGUCGUGGAUUUGGGUUUGUAACAAUGAGUACAGUUGAAGAAGCAAAGAAAGCUGUUGAGAAGUUCAAUCGUUAUGAAGUGAAUGGGAGGCUUCUGACAGUGAACAUAGCAGCACCUAGAGGAUCAAGACCGGAAAGACAACCUCGUGUAUAUGAUGCUGCGUUUAGGAUCUAUGUUGGGAAUCUGCCAUGGGAUGUGGAUAAUGAUCGUUUACAACAAGUGUUUAGCGAGCAUGGGAAAGUAGUUGAUGCUAGAGUGGUUUACGAUAGAGAGACAGGUCGUUCACGCGGGUUUGGGUUUGUUACAAUGUCGAAUGAGAAUGAAGUUAACGACGCUAUUGCUGCUCUUGAUGGACAGAAUUUGGAAGGCCGAGCAAUUAAAGUGAACGUGGCUCAGGAACGAACAAGGCGUGGAUUUUGAUAGCUCAAUGAGUGUUAAUAUUGUGAUUUGUGAUUCUAAAUGUUCUCCCUUACAGUUCCAGUGUAGC
Arabidopsis arenosa is the source of this 958-nucleotide messenger RNA. The record is from the annotation of a GenBank genome assembly. NCBI's taxonomy places the organism in Eukaryota, Viridiplantae, Streptophyta, Magnoliopsida, Brassicales, Brassicaceae.